AACUGUUGAUUGAUAUCGAAUGUCAGCUCCUGUUUUCAAAUUUUAGUAGGCGUACUAUUUCGGUUGUUGAGCAUAAUUCAACGAAAAACGCUAUGACUUGAUUUUAAAAGGGACUUUAAAUUAUGAGUCUGGUCGUUCGGUGUUCUCUAUGUGGUGAUCGUUUGACUUACAGCAGAUCGGAAACGUACGACCUUGUGCGCCAUCUAUCCGAGAAGCACCCGGAAGUGUCCUAUCGAGUGAGGCGAGCAGUGAAACACAAAAUUAAAUGUAAUUCCCCCUUGGAUGACAUACAACAAAUGGUAAUGGAACCUCUGAAGCAUCGAAAAGUUUCACCUAGAAAUAAUAAUGGUGAUAGAAUCUCAACUUCCGGUAAAAAGGCUGACGAAAAUCUUCCCAACAAAUCGGAUUUCAUCGUGCGGGCCCCACGCGGGAGGCGGAUGUACUACAAAACUUCAAUGGCCAAAUGGCAUCCGGCUCGGACCCGCGUCAAAUGUCCGGAGUGUGGUGAGACACGUUUUCCCACAAUCCGGUCAACGGCCGAUCGCUACAGCAGAUCUUCCUUCGGGGCGGCUUGGAUUUUGAGCUGUUGGCCGUUCUGCUUCCUGCCGUGUCUCUUCGAAGCGCCCACCAAGCACCAUUUGCACUGUUCCGAAUGUGGGGCUUAUUUGGGUCUUUACGAUCCUAAUAUGGAAGUGGUUUCGCGCAGGAGGAGAGCUCGCCUCAAUAUGCAACAGCCGCCGAGCCACGUUGUUGUUUGAACCCGGCAACGGACAAUGAUGAUGUAUGCCAGCUUGACUAGUAGCGACAUCUAGAGGGGAGUAGCAUAAACCAAAUUUCAAGUGUUAAAGGGACUGAACAACACGGUGCAACAUAUAUUUUUCUACCAUGAACAUUUAUACUAAAAUAACAUUUUGAAAUGUUUUAUUAAAAUUUCGUUUAAAAAACGAGUAGGGUAUGAAAAACCAUUUUUUGAAUAAUGCUUUUCUAAAGAGGCAUACGGAGAUAAAAAAAAAUAGACAAAAUUCAUGUUUCAUAAAAAAAAGUUUUAGAAUA
Molecule: messenger RNA, 1053 nt
Organism: Uranotaenia lowii
Lineage: Eukaryota; Metazoa; Arthropoda; Insecta; Diptera; Culicidae
Exons: 2
Coding region: 123-758 (211 amino acids)
Source: RefSeq, a predicted model, not a curated record